This is a messenger RNA of Cuscuta epithymum, 5425 nucleotides long. The record is from the annotation of a GenBank genome assembly. Lineage: Eukaryota; Viridiplantae; Streptophyta; Magnoliopsida; Solanales; Convolvulaceae.
AUCCAAAAUGCGGUAUACUUCGUACGGAGUAUAUAGCAAUUUUGAGUUUUGAUUCUCUCAGGGAUUUGACCGUUCUUCAAAACUACUCCGUACUAGGAAACAGAAGUCGGCUGAGAUUCACCCGCGGGUAAGAGCGUGGGGAACCCCACCGGCCAGGUGAGGUCAAGAGUUCAUCACCAUCCUCACAUCAUCGCAUCACAAAAGGUCACACGCACUCCAUUAUAAAACACCAUCGAUUUCAGGUGGAGUACUCACCACAACUCUUCCAUCUUUCUGCUCUCUACCACGGAAAAUUUUUCAAUUAAUUCCAAAAGCUUUUCCAUUUCCAGAUUUUCUUUCCGGAACUAGUUUACCUCCCCAUCGGAAGCGUCGGUUUCCCGUUUUCCCCAUCAUCUGGGAUUUCGUUCUUCAUUUUAGUUUCAGAAUUUGAAGAAAAAUGACCGUGGAAUCGAUGCCCGGUAGCUCAGGGUACUUGGAUGUCGGUGACCGGAAGGUUACAUAUUUCAGCAAUGCUUAUGUCCUGGGUUUGACCAUCAUUGCCGGUAUUGGGGGCCUCCUUUUUGGCUAUGAUACAGGAGUAAUUUCUGGUGCACUUUUGUACAUUAAAGAUGAAUUUGAGGAGGUGAAUCAAAGCAGUUUCCUGCAGGAAACUAUUGUCAGCAUGGCUUUGGUUGGAGCCAUGAUUGGAGCUGCUGCGGGAGGCUGGAUUAAUGAUGCUUAUGGACGGAAAAAAGCUACCCUUUCAGCUGAUGUUGUUUUUGCACUGGGAGCUAUUGUUAUGGCUGCAGCUCCAGGUCCUUAUGUCCUUAUACUUGGAAGACUUUUAGUUGGUCUUGGGGUUGGCGUCGCAUCUGUCACUGCUCCUGUAUAUAUUGCUGAAGCAUCACCAUCUGAAAUUCGGGGAGGACUUGUGAGCACCAAUGCACUAAUGAUUACUGGUGGACAGUUUAUUUCCUACCUUGUCAAUCUUGCUUUCACUGAGGUCAGAUGUUCCUGAUUUUCUCUAAAAUUCAACUUUUUAUCACUUAUCUUCUUAUUAUUUUCAUUCUUAUAAAUGAGUUUGAGAUAUCUUAAACUUUUAUGAGCUUCAAUAGACAAACUGUGAAAAAUCUUUAAAUCAUUUUAAUCAUUUUUGCUUAUGCCAUCUUGAGUCAAAAACUGGGAUCCCAAGUCCUUGGAGUCCCAAAUCAACCAAAAAGGAUGGGUUUGAACCCGAAUACCCGAUGUAAAUCGAACACACAGAGGUGAUCUUAAAUUCCAUCAUUACAAAUCAUUUGCAUUUGAUUUGAAUAUGAUUCAAAUAGACAAACCAAGAGUGUGGAAUAUACUGCCAUAAACAAGUUUUUGAUUGCCUUGACAGUGCCUGAUUCAUUUAGACAUCAGGAUGCAUGGGCCCAAGUAGUAGUUUUCUUUCUCAUGUUGAAGUUAUGGUGAGUAAGACUAUCUGGUCAAUUUUAAUAGAAUGAGCUUGUUGAAUCUUGCCACAUCUUUUUGCUGCUAUAAUAAUGUCUUGGCCUACGUUGUAUUUAGUUGUUCUUUAUCACACUGCUUUCUUUGCAUGAAGGGUUUUCAACUGUGCAGCUCUGAAGAACCAGCAUCAAGAUAGAUUUAUGGGCCUGCAUUAUAGUUUUCGCAAUGAAUAAAUCAGUGAAGGAAAUUGUUACUUUCUUUCCUGCCUAUACUAGUUCUGAUUUGGCUCCAAAUUAUAUUUAUCUAUCGCUUUCAAGUAAUGUCAUCUUUACUGGCUUUUGCAUUGAACACGAUCAUUUACUUUCCAAUUGCCUAAAUAUUCUAUUUGCAUCUGUAAGUGUAAUAAUGGACAAUUUUCAGAGAUCAGUAGCUUCUUUUCAUUUGGUAUUAUUUUUUAAUGUUUUCAUCCAUAACUAGAUGCGUGUAUAUGUUUAGAACUAGGAUUUCUUGUUUCUAUUCAUGAACAUUCUUCAAGUGUGAGGUUUUCUGUUGUCCCAUGUUGUCCACCUGUCUGUCGAUUCAAUUUUUUUUUGGAUUUCAUCCAUAAGUAUGUAGUGUGUUGUUGUUCAAUUUACACCUAGUCUUAUAUGGCAUCGUAGAAGUCUGGAUCAUGAUUUUUUCCCCUGUUGAGUAGUUGCAGCAAUCUCUUAAAUGAACGUAUGUUUCUGAAAUUGUUUUUUUCUAGGAUGUGGAACAGGGUUCCUUAGGUUGUCAAACGAUGCAUAUCAGAAACUGAAUAUUUAAUGUUUAAACACUUCAGUGUCAAACCUUCAAAAACAAUCAACAAUAUUUUUUUUCUUUUUUUGUCUGGAUUAUGCUUCUAUAAUAUUCUCAACGUCCCUCUGUUUUGUUAUCUCCUUUAAGUAUAUCUACAAUAUCUCCUGAAUUAUUAGUUUAGCCUAACUAUGUACUCAUGAAAGGGCAUUGUGGUUUGGCUUACAAAUUUUGAGUAAAUUUUUUAUCAAGUAGACGUUGGAAGUGUUACUUUGUCCUUAUGCGAUGUGCUCUUCAUGGUAUUUUUACGAUAUCAGCUUUGCUUGCAACUGUGUUUUAUGCUCAGUGUUGUAACAAAAUCAACAAAUUCUUUCUGCAAAUCAAAUUGUGGUUUGAAAUCAACUGUGAGAACUGUUACAUGCAAGGAUUUCAUGAUAUUGUAAUUAAUUUGACAGUAUGAAUAUUGUUAUAUUUUGACAACUUGUUAUUUUGUUUUUUAGCCAAACAAUUAAUUUAGGUUCCACUUCAUAAUUAGCUUUCAGCAUGGACUAGUGAAAACAAAAGACAAAAAUGUUUAAUCAGGAACACUAAAGAUUAUUGGUGGGGUAUGCAGAAAAACUAGUGAUGUUCAAAUUAGGAAAGUUAAAACGUGACAAGCUAAAAGUGGAAGGACACCAAACAAACUGCAAUCAGUCCCAUGCGAAAUUAGGAAGUAGGGUCUGCCAAGGGCUGAGGGGGAUGAGAUGCAUGUAAACCUUAUAUCUACCCCUAAGAGUAAGUGAAUUACAAAAUCUAAAAAAGUUUGUAGUGUGCAAGUUAGGAGAAUGGACAUUGUAAAUAGCUAUAAUGGAAACCAAACCAAACAAACCAGUAAGUCUCAUUAGGUAGUUAAAGUAGGAUAUGGGAAAGGUGAUCUGAAUGCAGGCCUUAUUUCUACCUGAAGAAUUGAGAUGUUGUUUCUGUGAAGACUGGGUCACUGGGGGCCAAGGUAUUUUUUUUUUGAAGUUUGUAAAAUUUGAAGAUAAUAGUAAACAUCUUGAAGUAGAUAAGGAAGACAUCCAACGAUGGAAGGUAUCAAGGUAGUGUGAAUACUUUGGGCAGAUGUAAUAAUUUUUUGUCAAAGCAAUGGCUGGCUCACGACAAUAUGUUCCUUAUUGUACCUUAAAGUAUGUUUAUGUUACUUGAUGAUGAAGCUAUGGUUUUAUGUUAUUAUCCAAUAAUUGCCAUAACAAUUGUUGUUUCAGUUUUUGUUAUAUAAUAAUCAUUUGUUUUUUGACUUUUUAUUAUUCAUCUGACCAAUCUUUUUACUGCUUAGCUAAUUGCUCUGGUUAGUUAAAAUUUGUCAUGUGUAAUGAUCUGGCAUGGAUAUUGAACAUUUGUCCUGUGUAAAUCAUCGAGCAGGUCCCCGGGACUUGGAGAUGGAUGCUUGGAGUAUCUGCUGUGCCAGCUAUUAUACAGUUUUGUCUAAUGCUAUUCAUGCCCGAGUCUCCACGGUGGCUCUACAUGAAGAGUGAUAAAUCAGAAGCUACAGUUGUUCUUUCCAAAAUCUAUGAUCCUUAUCGCUUGGAGGAGGAGAUUGUUCAGCUAGCUACUGCCUUAGAGGAAGAAAGUUUUAGAAAGAAUGCUGUCAGAUACACAGAUAUUCUCAGAUCAAAAGAACUUAGACUUGCAUUUUUUGCUGGAGCUGGACUACAGGCAUUCCAGCAGUUAACUGGCAUCAAUACAGUGAUGUACUAUAGCCCAGCAAUAGUUCAAAUGGCUGGCUUCCAUUCAAACCAAUUAGCAUUACUUAUCUCAACGAUCGUGGCAUUUAUGAAUGCCAUGGGCACAGUCCUGGGAAUUUACCUCAUCGACUAUAUUGGUCGCAAAAAGUUAGUCCUGACAAGUUUAUCUGGCGUGAUAGUUUCCCUUGUUCUUCUUGCGGGAUCAUUCAUAAUCUUAGACCCGUCAUCCAGCACGGGCAACAGGAUGUAUGGAUGGGUUGCAGUCAUAGGUUUGGUUCUUUACAUUGCCUUCUUUUCGCCCGGGAUGGGCACCGUGCCUUGGACAAUGAGCUCAGAGAUAUACCCUGAAGCAUACCGAGGGAUAUGCGGCGGAAUGUCGGCCACUGUGAACUGGAUUUCCAAUAUCAUAGUGACAGAGAGUUUCCUGUCAUUGGUCGAUGCCAUAGGCACCGGUGGCACUUUCUUGAUAUUUGCUGGUAUGGCUGUUGCAGCCUUUGGGUUUGUGGUGACUUUCGUGCCCGAGACCAAGGGCCUGACGUUCAAGGAAGUCGAUAGCAUCUGGAAGGACAGAGCUUCCGGAAAUGACUCCUCUGCCAGAGAAUCUCUUCUUGAACCUGGAAACCAAUCUCGAGAGUAGGGAUGGAGCUCUUCUCUUGUCUCGUUAGCUUCUUUGUAUAGAUAUAUGUCGUAGCUAAAAGUGUUUAGUCCCGAGUGCAGUUUUAUGUGCACCUGCUGCGGUGUUGCAAUGCGGCCCGUAUUUGUCGUGUAGAAUAAUCUUUCAGAUCUCUUUGGUCGAUAUAUACUUUAUUUAGUCAUCUACUUUUCUGGAUUGGGGUGUUGCACUGGCUGAGCCAGAGGUUAAUGAUCGGAGAGCUUUUCUGUAGAUCAACGAUCUUCAUCAAUUCUUAAUACGGAGUAUGCUUUUACUGCAGAUCUCUGUUUCAAGCCACUUCUAGGAAUUGAAUAAGUAAUCACAAGGAUUUCUACCCGUAAAUCUCUAGUAGCAAGGACAUCUAAUACUACGAAACAUUUUGAGGUGGAUUUUGAUAAUGCAACAGAUUAAUGGUCAAGACAAAUUAAUUCGCCUCCUUGAAAAAAUCUUUUGAGCCUUUGAGGUGGAUGGAUACUAAUAUACUAUCUGUGGGGACGGGUGAUGUUCUCUUAGUUAUUUAAACCAGGACUGUAUAACAAAUAAAGUAUCAAGGCCUUGGGAGGGGAAUAUAUCACCCAAGGAAGCCGAGAUUAUGGGGUCAGGGAGGCGUUGAACUUGCUGAAGGAGAACCAUUGUUUCCGUUAUCUAUAAAUUCUAUAAUGGAAGUGGCCUUGCUCAAUAGAGAUUUAAUGAACUUGACAGCAUUUCUAAUGCUUUUGUGUGGCUGUCCGCGAAUCGCGUUGUUCACAGUCUUGUUCAAGUAGUUCAAUCUCUUUCUGACAACCUAGUGUGGGUCCCGAUUCUUUCUAAUUGUAUUGUGCAAGCUUUAAGCCGACUUCAUUAAUAAUACCCCUUAGUAAUUAAA